CACCGCCACCCCCCCCCACCCCGACCCCGGCCACGCGCCGCCCUCGUCCACCAUGUCGAGCUCACACAUCCUGCCGGACGGCACUCUCAACAUGUCGGACCCUCUCGUCCAAGCAAACGAGAAGUUGGCCCAGUACUUCAUGCAGGGAGCUGGCAACCCCGUCCCAAUCAACCCCCUCCCCGGCGUUAUCGUCGCCUCCAUUCUCGUCUCCAUCCUUGGAUCAUAUGCCACCCUCCUCGUUCUGGGCCGCCGCACUUCUCCCCGAGGUAUGCGCAACCUCGCCCUCCUUCUCCUUGCCGCCGUUUGCUUCGCCGCCGUUGCCGUCUGGGGCAUGCACUUCGUCUCCAUGAUCUCCAUUCGUCUCAACGCGACUCGAGGCCUUCCCGCAGUUGGUUUAGGCGGAAGCGGCAUGGAGGUUGUGUGGUACAUCACCUUCUCUCCAGGCAUGACUGUACUAUCACUCUUCGUCCCCCUCGUCGCAACAGCCUUCGCCUUCUGGUUCCUCGCAUCCGAGGCCGAGUUCAGCUACUGGCGUGGUUCGGUCUCUGGUGUCAUUGUUGGCCUAACCAUUGGUCUCAUGCACUACUCGGCUGCGUUCAAGCUUCCUUACCUCGCUCCAGAGUACAAGGCCGUCACCGUCGUCUUCGCCCUCAUCCUUGCGUGUAUCGCUGCUACCGUUGCCCUCGCUCUUUUCUUCCGUCUGCGUGAGCAGUGGCAGGACUCGUUCUGGAAGCGCUGCGUCUGUGCCGUCGCCCUUGCGACUGCCGUCUGCGGCAUGCACUACCUCGGUCUCGGAGGCGCCCGCUACUUUGUCAAGCAGGACAUUGCUCUAGAGGACAAGGGCGCCAUCCUCAACUCGCCUACUCGUGGCCCCUGGGUUCUUCUCUCUGGCAAGUCUCAGGCGAACCGUCUCACCAUCGCCAUUGGCGUCAUGUGCGCGUGCAUUAUUGCGCUUUCUGCAGCCAUUGCCAUCUUCGACUACCUCAUUCGUCGUGACAUUCGUAACAAGGCCCGUCACAUUGUCGUCGCCAGCGCUGCCUUCGACCCCACCGGCAAGCUUCUUGUGCGCCACGACGGAACCAUCCCCAUGCAGAUUAUUCAGACGGACGCCGACCUCUCGCGCGUCCUGAACGAGUUGGACCCCCGUCGUCCCACUUUCCAGUGGCUCUACCAGCUCUCCUUCAACUGGCAGAUUAUCACUCCCUUUGUGCCUCGCAUCCUGCGCGAGAUUGCCAGCCGUGGCAAGAAGACCGAGGCCCCGCCUCCGCCCACCUCGGACCGCAGCAUGAAUCGCUCGAUCUGGGAGCAGCUUCUUUUCCGCUCGCGUUUCGUCGAGGCCUGUGUCCUCCUUGCGCACCAGCUCGACCUCUCCAUCGAGUCGCUCGGCGUCAUGUUCGACCGCGUCCUCACUACCGGCACUCGCCAGCAGAACCCCGCCGAGAAGGCCCUCAAUGACGAGCAGAACCUCAAGGGCGACGACGAGAGCUCGAUUCACGGCAUCACCGUUCAGCUGACCGCGUCGGAGGGCGUCAUGCUCUUCAUUGUCCGCACCAUCGGCCACGGCACUCCGGCAGCGCACGACGUCCCGAACGCUGAGAAACUGCCCGGUGUGUCGACCGACAACAUUGACUCGUACCUCGCUCGCGGCUACCGUCUCACCGAAACCCGCUUCUUCUCCAAGACCCUCGCCGACAACAUGGGCGUCUCGAAGCAGGAGAUGGAUGUCUUCCUGUCUGCCUGCAAGACCUACGCCAAGCGUGGCACUCGCCCGGUCGUCCAGUCUGGCGGCGCUUACCUUGGUCUCUUUGGCGUCCGCCCAGCCUCGGACAAUGGUCUCGACGUUCUCGUGUACAACUUUGCUCGUCACCAGAUUCCUGCUUACCGCCUGCCCGACGUUGGCUACCCACUCUCGCCUAGCAUGAGCGCCUUCAUUCGCGACUGUGCCAAUCUGUCCAUGGCGGAGGUGCUACAGAGGUGCAACGAUGCUGUCCAGGACGCUGAGAACUCGGACAACGACUCGACGUUGUCUCUGGACGAGACACUGUACGAGUUCCAGGCUGCCAUUGCAGUAGCUGUCGAGGCUCUCACCACGGCGCUGCGCUGCUGGCCCGACCUUCCGGUUACCGCCCGUCUCUCGCCCGAAAUUCUUGACCUGCCUACGUCGGACACGGACGACAAGCUGCCUGCUCAGAUGAUCAUGUUUGAGGUUGUCCUGGGUGCUCCCGAGGCCCGCAUUACUCCUGUGCAGUCUCGCGCAUCCGGUGUUCAGGCUCCUGGUGUUCGCUCGGGCCGCCACGACUCUGACAAGCCCCCUCCCCCCUUCGUUUACACUCCUUACAACCUCUUCACGAAAUCGCAGACCAUGCUCAUGCGCGCUCGUGGGCGCGCGGACUUUAACCGAGCCACCCAAGCUGACCUGGGGCGGUUGUACCCCUUCGUAGCCAACGAUGUCGAGGCCGAGCUGCGCGAGGCUGAGGACAAGAAGUUCCGUCCCAGCGGCCGCUUCAACUCUCGCAUGUCCAAGAUUACCAAGGGUCUUUCGGUUGACACGUCUGGCCGUGCUCCCUCGUUCCGCGAGGGUGCGCACGAGAUGCAGACACCAGUCUCACCAACAUCUGAACUCGAUGGCGAGUCUUCUUCUCCGGGCGGCAGCGCUAGCAUCACGACGCUUAUGGGAGCAGCUGUUCUACCCGCCGGUGUUCGCAAGGUCGGCGACGGAUACGUGCGCAAGGCAAACUCGGUCAAGACGGACCGGUUCGAGGAGGAGGACGAUGUGCGGUCGCAGCCCACGACUGAUACACCGGGCCCGCCCGUGUACUCGGAGAUCCGUGUCAAGACUGAAGGGUGGUACUCGCGCUCGAUGCGGACAAUGGAGCGCAACGACCGCGGCGGGUUGCUCAACGGCGUUGACUUGAGCGAGUAGAGGCAGGGCUAGAGUCGUGUGCAGCCAGGGGUGCAGCACACUUGGCCCCCCGUGUAUUCAGUAGGCUUCUUCUUUCUGGGUAGUCUCUGGUGUGAACGAGACUUGGCAGCGUGCAGACUAUAGUAUUAAUCCCGUAUUUCAGCUCUACGCGCGAGCUCUUGUUCCACAUAGCGCUUGAUGUAUACACUUUGUAAUACCGGGAAGUGC
This is a messenger RNA of Cutaneotrichosporon oleaginosum, 3130 nucleotides long. RefSeq lists its product as uncharacterized. Lineage: Eukaryota; Fungi; Basidiomycota; Tremellomycetes; Trichosporonales; Trichosporonaceae. The record is from RefSeq and is a predicted model, not a curated record.